Messenger RNA from Prunus avium (sweet cherry), 4017 nucleotides. The record is from RefSeq and is a predicted model, not a curated record. NCBI's taxonomy places the organism in Eukaryota, Viridiplantae, Streptophyta, Magnoliopsida, Rosales, Rosaceae.
CAAAUAUCCAAUUCCUAUUUGCAUUGCCUACCUAACCGCGGAAAUCAGAUGGUCGAUACACUUUGCAGUUCGUAACUUUCCAGAGCAAUAACAGCCGUUGAUUUCCGAACACGAUCUGUCCUUCGACGAUGGAAUCGAAGGCAGAUGAUCGCCGGUGCAAGCGCAGCGAUGGUCAAAAGUGGCGGUGCAGGGAAACGGCGUCGUUGGGGAAGUCGUACUGUGAAAAGCACUUGGCGCAGCUCAAGAGUAAGACUAAGAAUAAGAACAUUCAGAGAGAAAGACCCAAAGGAGACAGCGAUACCGAUAAUCCUAUGAAGAACUGUGAAAAGCACUUGGCGCAGCUCAAGAAUAAGACUAGGAAUAAGAAAAUUCAGAGAGAAAGAUCAGACGGAGACAGCGGUUCCGAGAAUCCUGUGAAGAAUUGCAAAUUAAAGGAGGAGAAGCCUAACAAGAAGACGGAGCAGCGUGUGAGCUUGAUGUGCCACCAGUGUCAGCGGAACGACAAGAGUGGCGUUGUCCACUGUUCUAAUUGUAAGAUAAAGCGAUUUUGCUUCGAGUGCAUUGAAAGAUGGUACCCUGGGAAGACAAGAGAGGAAAUAGCGAAGAAUUGCCCAUUUUGCUGUCGCAACUGCAACUGCAAAGAUUGCUUGCGCCAGUUUAUUAAGAAACCUUGCAACAUGAAAGUUGAGCCCAGUGUCAAAUUACAGCGGCUGAAGUACUUGCUAUAUAAAGCUUUACCUGUUCUGAGGCAUAUUCAUACUGAGCAGAGCUUUGAACUAGAGAUUGAAGCCAAAAUACGAGGUGUUCAGUUGAGUGAAAUGGACAUAACGAGAACUAAAAUAGAUCAAAGUGAACGUAUGUACUGCGACAAUUGCUAUACAUCUAUUGUUGAUUUCCACAGAAGCUGCCCCAACCUCCGUUGUUCCUACGAUCUCUGUCUUACUUGUUGCCAAGAGCUAAGGAAAGGCUGCCAACCUGGAGGUAGUGAAUCAGAAACAUCUCACCAACAAUCAGUGGAAAGAGCUCAGAAACAAGUGACUAAAAGCGAGGACAAUACUAAUUUGAAAAGGAAAAGACAUGGCUGGGAGAACCAAAUUACCCUUGCUGCUGUUGAUUCUAAAACUGAUGUGCCUCCUUCUUUUCCUAACUGGAGAGCUAAUCCUGAUGGGAGCAUUCCAUGUCCUCCAAAAGAAUGUGGAGGUUGUGGUAAGGUAAAGCUGGAAUUGAGGCGCAAAUGUAAAGCUAAUUGGGUAACAAAGCUGUUAAAAAGUGCAGAGGAUGUUACUAGUGACUUCAAGAAGCAAGAUAUCGAUAUGUCUCAACGAUGCUCCUGGUGCCAGCUGAAUGAUUCCGAGGAAAAUAAUGACCUACAGUCUGAAGUGAGGCAGGCGGCGUUCAGGAAAAACAGUGAUGAUAACUUCUUAUACUGUCCAAGUGCUGUUGACAUUGCAGAUGAUGAAAUUGAGCAUUUUCAGAGGCACUGGAUGAAUGGGGAACCUGUGAUAGUCAGAAAUGUUCUUGACAAGACAUCUGGUCUUAGUUGGGAACCUAUGGUCAUGUGGAGGGCUUUUAGAGAAACAGGUGCCAAGGUAAAGUUUAAAGAGGAGACACGAAGUGUGAAGGCCAUUGACUGCUGGGAUUGGUGUGAGGUUGAAAUUAAUAUUCACCAAUUUUUCACGGGCUACUUAGAGGGUCGUGUACAUAAAAGUGGGUGGCCAGAGAUGUUGAAAUUGAAGGAUUGGCCCUCAUCAACUUUAUUUGAGGAGCGACUGCCAAGGCAUUGUGCUGAAUUUAUCGCAGCACUCCCCUACAGUGACUAUACUGAUCCAAAAGAUUCAGGCAUAGGUUGUCUCAAUCUUGCUACAAAACUUCCUGUUGAUUCAUUGAAACCUGAUAUGGGACCGAAAACAUACAUUGCCUAUGGAUUUUCUGAAGAGCUUGGUAGAGGCGAUUCAGUAACAAAGUUACACUGUGAUAUGUCUGAUGCGGUAAACGUUCUGACUCACACAACAAGAGUGAAGAUCGCUCCUUGGCAGCAGAAAAAAAUAGAAGGUUUGCAGAGCAAGCAUGAAGCUGAAGACUUGUGUGAACUCUACAAUGAAAGAGAUGACGACAAUGGGAGAGUUAGAGGAAAAUCGUUGAAGAAAACUCACAAACUGCAGAUCAUGAGUGCUGAUUCUGCGGAAUGUACUAAAAGUGAGAACAUUGUGGAGAGUGACCAUCUAAUGCCAAAACAGGAACAGUUGUCAGAUUCCGUGGAUCUAGGUGGCAUUGUCAGACAUGAAGAAACAGAGUAUGUUUCGGAAUCUCCUGAUACUCUGAGUCUUGAUCAUCAGAGGAGUGAACGGAUACAAUCCGCCUUGCCUCAUACAAAUAAGGUUGAAGCAGAGCAAGAACAUGUUCAAUGUUCCAGUGACAUGAUGAUUGGGAGGCUUGGAGGGAAAGAUGCUUCAGGGUUUUGUUUCUCAGGCAAUAACACAGUUGAUGAUAUAAAAAAGUCAAACGUGAGGCAAACAAAGGAUUCUCUUGAAAGUAAUGAUGGGUUAGACGCUGCCCAUGGUGGUGCUGUUUGGGACAUCUUUCGCAACCAGGAUGUUCCCAAGUUAAUAAAGUACUUGGAUAAACACAAGAAAGAGUUUCGCCACAUUAAUAAUCAUCCUGUAGAUUCUGUUGUUCAUCCUAUUCAUGAUCAGACUCUUUACUUAAAUGAGAGACAUAAGAAACAACUAAAGCAGGAGUUCAAUGUGGAGCCUUGGACAUUUACGCAAUACCUUGGUGAGGCAGUUUUUAUUCCCGCAGGAUGUCCUCAUCAAGUGAGAAAUACACAAUCUUGCAUAAAGGUAGCACUUGAUUUUGUAUCUCCUGAGAGUCUUGAAGAAUGUCUUCGAUUGACUGAAGAGUUCCGUUUGCUCCCAAAAAACCAUAGAGCCAAGGAAGACAAAUUGGAGGUGAGAAAGAUGACACUUUAUGCUGUAAGUUCAGCUCUAAGAGAAGCCGAAAGUUUGAUGUCAAAGCUUGAGUAAGGAUGGAGCUCUAACGGCAAGAGGUUAUGGGUUCGAAAUCUCCAAACGAAAUCUCUCACUUAUUUGUUAAUUUGCAAGGUGGAGGAUGAGGUUGUACAUUUAUGUUUCUCUAUGCCUGCAUUUGUUCGACGUGUUUGCGCGUUGUAGGAUGGAGCUGCAUGUAAGGGACUAUGUGAAUGAGGGCGUUGGUUUUGCAUACAUUGUUGGCCCACUCCCUAACAGUUUAAGCUUUUGGGGUUUAGUGGUUACCCAACAUACUAGUAGCCAGACAAUUGUUUGGUUAUGCUGUGUGCCUAUUGAAGUCAAUCUUGAAGGAGUUGCUGCUUUGUGGAGACUUCAUUGACAAUGUUGGAGCUGCUCCAUGAACAACCUUGGUUGUGAAGCCCCCAACAAUCAAUGAAGACAAGAGAAGUUGUUUUCAAAAGCAAAAGUGGAAAGUAUCUACAGUAGAUAUGAAUGGGAGCAUAUGGUGGCAAUCAAACACAAAUACAAUGAAAACGUUGUAUGGCAAGCAUGCUGAUAACUUCCCCCGUAUGUUAGGACUCGGAUCCGGGACCUUGCUUGAGGGAACAAUUAGUCCAAACCACUACACUAGUGGGUCCUUUGCAAACUAUAUCAUCUUUUAACUGGACUGAUUUGUUGUGACUGCUACGUGGCAAGGAACAGUCGACACAAGUUUCUCCUCGAUGGGGGAUAAUGACAUCAAACCCAUUGAAAAUUGAACAGGAGGAGUAACCAGUUGGGCAAGAACUACAAGGCUUCUAAUCUACUUUUGUAUGAUCUCAUAAAAAAUAACAGAAUUUUAUGCAUUCACAGAAGGCGUCGUGUAUAAGGCUUUGCUAAUUGCGUACUUGCAAAAACAACUUAAGUUACUAGCUGUUACACCCUUCGCUCUCCUAUUCCUAAAGUUUAUCUUUUGGUGUGACUUUGACACUAGUUGUUGUCAUGUGGUUUAUUUUUUCACCUUGAAUCUUGAAGGUUAUAUUUUUCUCUA